UGAAAUCGAAUUGAAAGCAUCCAAUACCAUUGGAAUCAAAUUUUGAAUAAUACAUUUUACUUAUAUAAAAAUCGUGUUUAUAUCAUUGCUUAUCGUUCACAACUCAUGAUCUAAACGUUGUUCAACACAGUAAAGAAAAUAAACUAAAAAUAAUCAACAAAAUGACCUGUUUAGAAAAUAUUUUUGUAAUCUCAACUUUGUUCAUAGUAUUAGUUACGAUCCAAGCAACCAAAGCGGAAGAAAUUGAUGCGAAACGUGGACCUGCUAUUCACACACUUACGCCAACACCACGACGACGAAGUGAUCCAGAAUUUUUGAAAUGGGAUAGCGAGGUGAACGCCAUGUUAGAUGAUGAUUAUGAAGGUACUGAGUACGCUGGUAAUGAAUAUGUUCGGCCAUAUUUUGGAUUUCCACGGAUUUCACGAUCGGGCGGAAGAUUCUAUUCGAAACUAGGCGAAGGCUCACAGGAAACUAUUAAACGAGGUGGACCCGGGGGCGCUGCCGGUAUGUGGUUUGGCCCUCGCUUAGGUCGUAUGCAAAAACGAAGUCCAACCAAAGAACAUAUUUAAAUUCACAUUCCAACACGCGUCACAUUAGAUCCAUUUAUAUAUUCACCAAAUGCCAAAAUUUCAACAUUCCCAUAAUAUUAUUGGCAUUUCGUAAUUUUCGUUAAACAUAAUGACCAUACACAGAAGAAUUUACAUAACAUUCACAUGUCUAUCAAAUGCAUCUAGAUUAAUCCAUUGAAAAUUGAUUAUUCCAUAUAAAUGUGAAUGAAACACAAUUUCGGUCCUCUUUUGCGAUGUGCAUUAUAAUGUUUGCAAACACAAAAAAAAAAUAUUACACAAAUAAAAAUUUAUUAAUACAAAAUGUCAAUGCAAAUUACAAAUAAAUAAGAUAAAUUAAAAAAAAAAGAAGACGAAAAUAAGAUUGUUUCAAACCAAUGUUACAACAUUGUGAAAAUUAAGCAACCCAUUGCAUAUGCAUUGAUUUAUGCCAAUGAAAAAAUGUUUGAUUAUUUACAAAUUUUUGGCUGGUUUUGAAUUUAUUGGUGAAGAAAUAUAAAUUAAUGACCAAUGGUAUUUAAUUGCCAAUAAAUUCAAAUAAAAAUUUGUUG
Molecule: messenger RNA, 1117 nt
Organism: Contarinia nasturtii (swede midge)
Lineage: Eukaryota; Metazoa; Arthropoda; Insecta; Diptera; Cecidomyiidae
Product: cardio acceleratory peptide 2b-like
Exons: 3
Coding region: 162-569 (135 amino acids)
Biological process (GO): neuropeptide signaling pathway
Molecular function (GO): neuropeptide hormone activity
Source: RefSeq, a predicted model, not a curated record